AUGAAAAUUAUUCGAUCGUUCGAAAAUCAUACCAAUUUUUUUUUUUCUUUCCAAUCGAAAGUUGGAACCUGUUGUGUCGUUCUGCACGGCCUUCAGCUUAUUCCACUGUUUCAGGAUAAUCUUAGCGCGACGAGUUCGUUGGCGUCGAAUCUUCGAAAAGCGUACACGAACGAGUGGGCGGUACGAAUCGCUGGCGGUUCCGAGGAGGAGGCGACGAGACUGGCCGCCAAGUACGGGUAUCUGAACUUGGGUCGAAUCAUUCCGGGUGAAGAGUAUUUUUUGUUUCGUAACGUCAAUCAACGAAGUCGAUCCUCACGAAAAACUCGAAGUCUUCAGCUAAAUCGGAUCUCCCACGAGCCUGAGAUUCUUUGGAUGGAACAGCAAGUGGCCAAGAAGCGCGUCAAAAGGGACUAUCGGCAACGGACACGAUCGCGGCGGGCUCGACCGAUUAAUGAGAAUGAUCUGAGUUUUGGCGAAGACGAAACACUCGUCAGUAAAUCACGGAAUCGGAAGCAACCGGACCCAAACGAUCCACUUUGGACUGAUAUGUGGUACUUGAAUCGGGCCGAAAUCACCGGCAACUCCAAGAUGGACCACAACGUGAAAGAGGCCUGGGAUCUCGGCUAUACCGGUCGCGGAGUCGUGGUGACGAUCUUGGACGACGGCCUCGAACGGACACAUCCCGACAUCGCACCCAACUAUGACGCUCGUGCCUCGUACGACGUCAACGACCGCGAUGACGAUCCGAUGCCGCGUUAUGAGUAUUCCGAUGAGAAUCGCCACGGGACGAGAUGUGCCGGCGAGGUGGCCGCCAUCUUCAACAAUAGCCUUUGUAUAGUGGGAAUCGCCUAUAACGCCCGGAUUGGAGGUAUCCGAAUGCUGGACGGAGAUGUGACAGAUGCUGUAGAAGCUGCAUCGCUGGGCCAUAACUCGGACUACGUUGAUAUCUACAGUGCGUCGUGGGGUCCUGACGACGACGGUCGGACUGUCGAUGGUCCCGCAAAACUGACCCGAGCCGCUUUCGAACGAGGCAUCCGGGAAGGACGACGCGGGAAGGGCUCGGUUUUUGUGUGGGCGUCGGGAAACGGUGGCAAAGACGCCGAUUCGUGCAACUGCGACGGCUACACCAAUAGCAUCUACACCCUCUCGAUCUCGGCCGCUACUGAAAAUGGCAACAUUCCGUGGUACUCGGAAGCAUGUAGUAGCACCUUGGCUAGCACAUAUUCCAGUGGUGCAACUGGCGAGAAAAUGAUCGUCACCACUGAUUUGCACCAUGCCUGCACCAACACCCAUACGGGGACGUCAGCCAGCGCCCCGCUGGCCGCGGGCAUAGUGGCGUUGACACUCGAAGCCAACCCGGACCUGACGUGGAGGGAUUUACAGCACAUUGUGAUCCGAGCCGCUAAGCCGAUCAAUCUCCGUGCUGGUGACUGGGUGACGAACGGCGUUGGACGAAAUGUCUCACACUCAUUCGGCUACGGUCUCAUGGACGCCGGCGCCAUGGUGCAAUUGGCGCGGAACUGGACAACAGCUCCCGAACAGCACAAAUGCAGACAGUUCUACCCGAGUCGAUUCAAGACAAUACCUCAUGGGAAUCGACUCCAGCUGCAGCUCUACACGGACGGUUGUGCUGGUUCGCCGGACGAGCAGGUUGUGUAUCUGGAGCACGUGCAGGCAAUUAUCACACUGAAGGCCCCAAAGAGAGGCGACAUACAGAUCUACCUGACAAGCCCUUCAGGGACACGCUCCACCCUGCUAACCAAGCGGGCGCGGGAUACGAGUCGAGCCGGGUUUAUCGAAUGGGCUUUCAUGACCACACACAGUUGGGGUGAGCUCGCUGCCGGUCUUUGGACGCUUGAAGAUGCCGAGUUGGUAAAAUGGGAUCUGGUGAUGUUCGGUACCGUAGACGAGACCACUCAAUACGGUGGAGGCCAUAACUCGGCCCUAAUGGCCAGGUCGUUGGCUCAUAUGGAAGAAAUUCGGGCUGGCGUCAAAAUGGCGCCGUUCCACGCUCGUCUUGCCUCGAUUCUGCUGCCGAUGCUGAUUCUUUUACUCCGAUUAUGA
Ostertagia ostertagi is the source of this 2064-nucleotide messenger RNA. The record is from the annotation of a GenBank genome assembly. Lineage: Eukaryota; Metazoa; Nematoda; Chromadorea; Rhabditida; Trichostrongylidae.